UGAACUGGUUAAAUAUUUUGUCUGCCAAUCUUUUACUUAUCUGCUAAAGAUAGGCGAAUACUGAUAGAUAUGGAAAAGGGGGUCUUUGAUUGGGAAUACGAUGCACCACAAUUCUGCGACUUCAUCGAUGAUAAAGACGAUCCAAAUGCAGAUGCGUGGUUUGAUGAGAAGGCACAGACUGAAGGCGGUGUUGAGAUUCCUGUGAAUGAUGACAGUGUUUACUAUGAAACUGAAGACUCAAAUGCAACAGGCCAACCUGAGGCUGAGGCUGAGGUACCAAGUCAUACUGAAACCAGCGGCUGUGAAUCAACCGAUACUGAAAGGAACACAAAGAAACGAAGACGCUCAACUCGUGUAGCAGACAGUGUUAGUGGUGGGGACACAGCUUCUGAAAGAUGUGGAACCCCAGUCUCCAAGCGAGCCAAACAUGAGACAGUCACUAAGAAGAAAUCUGUUCUCCGCACUGAACCUUUCCCCGAGACCAGCAAAAGGCAAUACCCAUCUUCAUCAACUGCUGCCAGGGGUCGGCGCAGCACGCCUGCCACUCAGCGCCGAAUGGGAGCUCACUCAAGACGCAGCACCCCGGCGACUAAUAAUCGCCGAUCAACCAAUUCCCAAUCAGGCAAAUUGACCAGAAAGCCGCCUGUGAUGCAAGUUCCAAGGUUGACCAUGCCAAAAACACCUGGCGUAUUGAAACGACCAACCAUCAAGGCUGCCUUAAAGCUCCAAACCUCGGAAGACAUGGAGAUAGAGAAGAUAAAGAAACUGAGGAAAGAAGCCGAAAUGACACGUAAGAUGGCCCAGAAGUCUCUGCAGCAUAUCCAUACUGGUACGGCCAUCAGACCAGUCGUCGUACAUGAACCGACUCGGCCCGUUGAGUUCCACUUCCAAACUGACUCCAGACUUAAGAACCACACUAUGGAGACGAGACAGGAUAAGACUGACCAUCAUAAAACCGACAUGCCACUGAAACUGACCGUUCCUAAACCAUUCCAUCUUCAUGAGACCAAGAGUCAACCAGAACAUGGCUAUCGAUUUCAAUCAGAUGCUGAAAAAGUGAUCGCUUUCCAAAAAGAUACGCCUGAAAGAUUUCGAACACGAUCGAGAAAUAAACCACCAACACCAAGAGCUCAGGCCCCGCCGUCAAAACUCACCAUUGCUAAAACGCCCAACUUUGAGACACGGUCGAGGAAACGACCUGUGACUGCCAUCAGCAUGAGUGAGCAGGAACAACUGGAGGUUGAGGAAAUGAAAAGGUACAAGUUCCGGGCUAACCCUAUCAAUCAAAGUAUAUUUGAUAACCCAAACCAAGGGGUUCAUAAAGUUCCCACCAAGCAACCCACAGUGCCCAUUGUGUUUGAUCUUGGCACGGACAAGAGAGUGCAAGAACGACCAAAACAUGACGACGAAGAGAAAUACGAAUUCCACGCUCAGCCAGUUCCCAAGAAAAUCUUGAAGGGAGUAGUGGGUGUCCCCAAACCUGCUGAGCAGCCCAUGACAAUCCCCCAGUCUCCAGCGUUUGCGCUUAAGAAGCGAAUCACCAAGCAACUGGACAUUAGUCAAGAGAAAGAGGAGGCUUGCGACCGAGUCAUCAAGGCCAACCCUGUCCCACACCUGGGCAUAUCAUUCCAACCUAAACUACAGCACAAGUACACCGUCCCUGCUCCGUUCUCAUUUGAGUCGAAGGACAAAGAACGAUUCCAGGCAAAGGAGGAAAAUAUCAAGAAAAUCAUUGAAGAAGAGUCCAAGGUGCCCGAAUUCCAUGCUCAGCCGCUGCCCCUUGCGUCACCAGAACUUCCUCAGAAGACUGUGAAACCAGCAACAAAACAAGAACCUUUCCACUUGUCAUCUGAGAUGCGAGGAGCGAACAGGGCAGACGAAUGGAGUCAGAAACUUGAAGAGGAACUGAAACAGCAGCGUGCACAGGCUGUGUUCAAGGCUCGACCAGCUACUGUCACCAAGAAGGAACCGUUCGUUCCUAGGAGAAGCAACAGAACUUUAACUGAAGUGUCAGAGUUUGACCUGAAUACCGAGAGAAGGGCUGUGGAGCGCCAAGUCCACGAGGAGGUCAAGAAAGAACGUCAGCAGGAGAUGGAUGAAGUGGAGAAGGAACGUCAUCGUAUUCGUGAGGAGGAGGAAGCAGCUGCCAUUACUAAAUUGCGUGAAGAGCUCAUACAUAAAGCCAACCCAGUCAGACAAUAUAAACCAACCAUUAUUCAUCCGAGUGAUAAACCACUUACAGCUGCAGAAUCGCCUCAUUUCUCCGAGCGGUUGGCUUUCAAAAAGGCGAGAGUGUGAUUAGUGUGGUAGAACUGUACAGAAGAGCAAUGUUUUUAGCAUUUGAUUUUCAGCAUGUUGACUGCUGUAUGUAACAAAUGGACAGGGGAGUUGAGAUGUUUAGUGAAGACUGUGUCUUUAUGCUGAUGAUCAACUUGCACAGUACCCAUAAGCUACCAACGCGUUGUAACUUGUUGGUAGCGUGUCGGGUUCGACACUUGACAAUCGCUGGUGUGGGAUGGAGGGUGAUCAAGCAGAUAUUUGUAGGUUACACCUCUCAUGGUGUGUCAAAUUGAUAUACCACUCAGUUUUUGAGGCCACAAUAGUUUUGGCCUAAAGGUUUUGUCAUAAGAUUUGUUUCGUCCUUCAAUUUCACCAGCCACCAAUGUUUCUGGUGAGGCUACCGUGGAUAACUGAAUCACCGCCAUGAGUACAGUACUUGAGGUGCAACCUCUCGUUUCCAAUCCUUGUCUGGGCCGCAACCUUUGAAACAUAGUUUUGGUGAUAGAGCCUUGAUUACUCUCGAGGCCAUAUUAUCACAGCAUGUACAGAGGAGUUUAGCCUUGCUUACUCUCGAGGCCAUCACAGCAUGUACAGAGGAGUUUAGCCUUGAUUACUCUCGAGGCCAUCACAGCAUGUACAGAGGAGUUUAGCCUUGAUUACUCUCGAGGCCAUCACAGCAUGUACAGAGGAGUUUAGCCUUGAUUACUCUCGAGGCCAUCACAGCAUGUACAGAGGAGUUUAGCCUUGAUUACUCUCGAGGCCAUCACAGCAUGUACAGAGGAGUUUAGCCUUGAUUACUCUCGAGGCCAUCACAGCAUGUACAGAGGAGUUUAGCCUUGAUUACUCUCGAGGCCAUCACAGCAUGUACAGAGGAGUUAGGCACUGUGACAGAGUCUCAUAAUGUGGAAUCCAGUGUGACUUAACAUUCGGUCACCACCUGAGAUACUCGUAUUCAUAUUGGCAAUUGUCAUCCCAUCUAGCUGAAUCCUUCCUGUGUAUGAUUGAAGACAUGUAUGUAUAGCUUUUAUCAUUAUCUUUUACUCUGUAUGAUGUACAUAUAUGUGAUUUUACUCCAGUAUCUUGUAUGUAUGACAACCUUGUCCAUGUGUUGCCUGGGGUUCAGUGGGGAGGAGUUUGUUUGAGAUGUGGAUGAGGACUGAGCGAAGGUUUGUAAUGAGAGACUUCCAUUGUAAUAAAGUCAUUUAGUCAAA
Molecule: messenger RNA, 3491 nt
Organism: Lineus longissimus
Lineage: Eukaryota; Metazoa; Nemertea; Pilidiophora; Heteronemertea; Lineidae
Product: targeting protein for Xklp2-A-like
Exons: 12
Coding region: 70-2298 (742 amino acids)
Biological process (GO): activation of protein kinase activity; regulation of mitotic spindle organization
Cellular component (GO): spindle; microtubule
Source: RefSeq, a predicted model, not a curated record